AUCCUAAUAUACUAAAAUUGACAGGAAAAAAUAAUGCUAUUUUUUGGAAUGGUUCAUCAUCACCCAAAGCGAACCGGCCGCACUUUUAUUUUGUCUCGUCUUCGGCGCAGCGGAAGUGACGCAUGUGCUCUUCCGGUGAGUGAUGAUGGCGGAUUUUGAUCAAGAUGAUUUUUUGCGCGAGCGGCAUGUGCGGUUUUUUCAGCGCUGUCUAGACGUGUUGCCCGAGAGAUACGCGCCGUACGAGACGAGCAGGUUGACGAUUGUUUUUUUUGCUCUGUCGGGUCUUGAUGUCCUUGAUGCCUUGGAUGUUGUAGACAAACCCAGUUUAAUUGAGUGGAUUUAUUCACUUCAAGUUCUUCCCACAGAUGAUGGAUGUAAUCUCGGGCGCUGUGGGUUUCGCGGUUCCUCGCACAUCGGUGUUCCUUACAAUAACUCAAAGCAGGGUCCAAGUACUCCUCAUGCGUAUGACAGCGGUCACGUGGCGAUGACCUACACUGGACUGGCGUGUCUUGUUAUUCUAGGGGACGAUCUGAGUCGGGUUAAUAAAGAGGCUUGUUUGAUUGGCUUAAAAGCGCUGCAGUUAGAGGACGGCAGUUUUUAUGCAGUUCCAGAAGGAAGCGAGAACGACAUGAGAUUUGUUUACUGUGCCGCCUGUAUCUGUUACAUGCUGGACGAUUGGUCUGGUAUGGACCGCCAGAAAGCCAUAGAUUACAUCAGGAGAAGCACAUCAUAUGAUGGUGGGAUUGGUCAAGGGUCUGGACUUGAGUCUCAUGGUGGCUCAACGUUUUGUGCCAUUGCUUCUCUGUGUCUGAUGGGAAAAUUACAGGAAGUGUUCAGUGAGAGAGAAAUGAGACGCAUACGACGCUGGUGUAUCCUGAGACAGCAGAACGGCUUCCACGGGCGUCCCAACAAACCUGUGGACACCUGUUACUCGUUUUGGGUGGGCGCGACGCUGGAGCUUUUAGAUGUCUUCCAAUACACAAACUUUGAAAAGAACCGGAACUACAUUCUGUCUACGCAGGACCGUUUGGUGGGCGGUUUUGCUAAAUGGCCUGACAGUCAUCCGGACCCUCUUCACACCUACUUUGGCAUCUGUGGCUUGUCUCUGAUGGGAGAGGAAGACCUCCGAAAGGUUCAUCCCGCCCUGAACAUCAGCAACCGAGCGUUCGACACACUGCGGCGGCUUCACGGGGUCUGGAGGACAAACAGCACGUGACCCCCAUCCGUCUGUCCCGACCUGUGAUACCUCAGCAAUAAAACAUCCCGCUGAGAGCCGACGAAUAACCGAUCAGAUCCACCGGCGUCAAUUAUUCAGUCGCUUCUCGGCCGUCGGCCUCCACAAGCUUGUGUAGUUGAUUUCUGCCUUACCAACAGAGAAACGUCUUGUUUGUGUGUAAAUACAGAUUGGAAUUGGAUUGACAUAAACAAGAUCGGAUUCUUUUCUAUUUGUUUUUGGUUCCAAAACAAUAUGCACCGUAUAACUUUGUGGUUUAUGUUUUAUUAUUUUGACCAGCGACAGUGCCAUCUUAGUAUUUCUUUAUCUUCAUCUCUCUUCUCUUGAAUGUGCCUCAGAUAUCAACACCAGUGUUCUUUCUUACAUCUCCACUAAAGACACUUGUGAAUGUUGCUUCAAGGAUUAAACGAUGAAAUCAUUUUUUCUGUCUUUUAAACAUCAAGUGUAGAGAUGACAAUAAUGCUGCUCGUAUUUUGAUGUAAAGCUCUAGUAAACUCCGAGCAUGCAAGAUUCAAUAAAUGAAUCGCUUUUAUUGUAUGACUGUUCAUUGAUGAUGGUGCCAGUGAAAGAGAAAACAUUUAAUAGAAUUUAAAUAAAAUAAAGUGAAUUUUCAAAAGUCA
This is a messenger RNA of Misgurnus anguillicaudatus (oriental weatherfish), 1854 nucleotides long. RefSeq names its product protein geranylgeranyltransferase type I, beta subunit (gene pggt1b). Gene Ontology annotation, molecular function: CAAX-protein geranylgeranyltransferase activity. The record is from RefSeq and is a predicted model, not a curated record. Lineage: Eukaryota; Metazoa; Chordata; Actinopteri; Cypriniformes; Cobitidae. Gene Ontology annotation, biological process: protein geranylgeranylation. Gene Ontology annotation, cellular component: CAAX-protein geranylgeranyltransferase complex.